This is a messenger RNA of Paramecium tetraurelia, 900 nucleotides long. RefSeq lists its product as uncharacterized. The transcript is spliced from 4 exons. NCBI's taxonomy places the organism in Eukaryota, Ciliophora, Oligohymenophorea, Peniculida, Parameciidae. The record is from RefSeq and is a predicted model, not a curated record.
AUGCAUUAGAAUCAUAUUGGAGAAAAUACAAAUAUUAGUAUAUAAACAUACUCCGAUUAAAACAAUUUUGAUAAUAAUAUAAUCGCCAUGUCUAUCUCAAAAUAAAAGCCAUAUGAUGAAUAAAAUGCAUAACUUCUGAGAAUAUAAAAGGUAGCUUGUUGGAAUUGUUUUAAAUUAUUAAUUAAAGACUUAAUUAAAGUCCAAUGCAAUGAAUUUUGUAAUUUAGAUUGCUAUAAAAAUUAUAAAAAUUUGUACCAUGCUUAAUGUGUAAAUUGUAAUUAGUCAUUUGAUAUUAAAAAUGGAAUAAUGCUCAAUAGAUGUAACUUUUGUAGAGAAAAAUGCUCUGAAAAAUAUAAUUUCUAGAUUAUGAAGAUAGAAAUGAAGAUAUCGAAAAAUAAUUCUUAAUCUUUAAAGGUAGCGAAAUAGAAAAAAAAACACACAGUUAAAAAGAAGCUAUUGAUUUAGAUUUUGAUUGAAAUUAUACUAAUUUAUAUAAAACUCCAGUUUUUAAUAAUCGAAAUUUCUUCCAUCAAUCAUCUUAAAAUAAUAGAUCUUAAUCAUAAUUCAAAAUAUCAUUUAUAUAUAUAUUAAAUAAUAUACAUUCAUAAAGACAUUAUAAUAUUAUUAUAUAGCUUAUAUUCAUUAUAGCAAAAAAAAUGGUACUUUAAUUUUCGUAGAGAUUUUGGUCAAAAUAUAUCUGUAAAGGAUUAAAAUCUAAAAGUUUUAAUUUUUAAAUUAUAAAUAAUUGAAUUUUAAAGUGUGUAUCUCUUUUGGAUUUUACUACUUUAGUUCGUUAAUUCUUUGAAUCUUAAUUAAAUUGGAUUAUGUGUUUAGGUUAAUUUGUUUUGUCUUCAUCUGAUGAGUAGAAAAAUACAAUAAAUUGAACAUAAAACAUUUUGA